Setaria italica (foxtail millet) is the source of this 3707-nucleotide messenger RNA. Its product is annotated as PH, RCC1 and FYVE domains-containing protein 1. NCBI's taxonomy places the organism in Eukaryota, Viridiplantae, Streptophyta, Magnoliopsida, Poales, Poaceae. The record is from RefSeq and is a predicted model, not a curated record. The coding region runs from base 285 to 3377 and encodes 1030 amino acids. The transcript has 10 exons. Gene Ontology annotation, molecular function: metal ion binding.
GGGUGGGUUCAACGCGACCGAGUUCAACCGAAAGCACAGACCGCUCGUUCCUUCCCUAGCUAUUGUAGGCUCCUCCCCGCCGAACACGCCUCCCUCUCCCUCCAUGCAGAUCAAGGCAUCCUUCCACCGCAGCUGUGCCCCUUGCCCUUCCCUGGUCGUCCUCGUCCGCCCUAGACUGGCGUGGAGUGGAGAUCCGUAGGAAUUCCAAUUGAUUUCUUCUCUUGCUGUUGCAGGUGAUCGAGAUUCAAUACCUGAAAAUAGGAUGUUGACAUGUUACUGUUUAGAUGACACCCGAUGAUAAUGCCCUUAUAACUCUCAAAAAAGGCAGCAAGCUUAUCAAGUAUAGCCGGAAGGGAAAACCAAAGAUUCGUGAGUUCAGACUUUCUAGUGAUGAAACAACACUAGUUUGGUACUCCCACAGCAAAGAGAAGUACCUUGUACUGUCUUCUGUCUCUAGAAUCAUUCCUGGACAGAGAACUGCUGUUUUUAGGAGGUUUUUACACCCUGAGAAGGACUACCUAUCAUUUUCUCUGAUAUACAAGAAAGGUCAACGUUCCCUUGACCUGGUUUGCAAGGAUCAAGCUGAAGUUGAAGUCUGGUUUUCAACACUUGAGACACUUAUUACUUCUACUUCAGGCCGUAAAAGUUGUUCGACUGAUGGUCCAAGUGAUAGGCUUUCAGUUUCUGAUGAAGUAUCACACUAUCAAGAUAACAAUUUUCAUGAUACGACACUAGAUAUUGCCUCAAGUAUUACACGCACUUUUAACUCAGGUGCUUACAGCGCAACCAAUUCUCUCAGUUCAGCAAAAGCAGAUGUUGGAUCGGAUCGUGCAAAUAUGCUAAGAGCAAGUACAGACGGUGGUCGGGUUAGCAUUUCCAGCAGUGUUCCUAGUUCUUCAAGUCAAGGUUCUGGACAAGAUGACAUUGAAUCCCUUGGUGAUGUUUAUGUGUGGGGUGAGGUCUGGACUGACGUGAUCCCCGCAGAAGGAUCUUCAAACUAUUUGUGCUCCAAAGCAGACAUUUUAAUUCCCAAACCGCUGGAAUCAGAUGUUGUUUUGGACGUACAGCAGAUAGCCUGUGGUUCCAGGCACAUUGCUCUUACUACUAGGCAAGGAGAAGUAUUCGCAUGGGGUGAAGAACUUGGAGGGCGGCUUGGUCAUGGGACUGAUGCAGAUAUUAGCCGUCCUAAACUUGUUGAAGCCUUAGCAGUGUCAAAUGUAGAAUAUAUUGCGUGUGGGGAGUUCCAUACAUGUGCUGUAACUUCCUCUGGUGAUUUGUAUACUUGGGGUGAUGGAUACUACAAUGCUGGAUUGCUUGGACAUGGUGCUGGAACUAGCCACUGGCUUCCAAAACAAGUCUCAGGACCUUUAGAAGGGGUUCAGAUACUGUCUGUUGCAUGUGGCUCAUGGCAUUCAGCACUGACCACGUCAAGUGGGAAAGUUUUCACUUUUGGCGAUGGGACAUUUGGCGCUCUUGGACAUGGAAAUCAUGAAAGUGUUGCAUACCCAAAGGAAGUUGAAACUUUGAGUGGAUUCAGAACAAUGAAAGUAGCCUGUGGACUCUGGCAUUCUGCAGCUAUUGUGGAGACCAGUAAUCAGGCAGGCGUGAAUGUGGUGUCCAGGAAGCUAUAUACCUGGGGUGCUGGAGACAAGAAUCUCCUAGGUCAUGGGGAUAAAGAUGCUAGGCUAGUUCCUACAUGUGUUCAAUCUCUCAUUGAUUAUAACUUCCAUCAGGUGGCCUGUGGACAUAGUAUGACCAUCGCCCUCGCUACAUCUGGUCAUGUUUUCACAAUGGGGAGCUCUAGCAAUGGUCAGCUUGGGAAUCCAAAGUCUGAUGGUAAACAACCUAGCCUGGUACAAGAUAGGUUGGCAGGCGAAUUGGUUGAAGAGAUCGCCUGUGGCUCAUGCCAUGUUGCAGUCUUGACUUCACGAAGUGAAGUAUAUACAUGGGGGAUGGGAGCCAAUGGUAGGCUGGGGCACGGUGGUGUGGAAGAUAAGAAAAAACCAACCCUUGUGGAAGCAUUAAAAGAUCGUCAUGUUAAAAGUAUUGCAUGUGGUUCGAAUUUCACUACCUGCAUUUGUAUACAUAAGUGGGUUUCAGGUGCAGAUCAGUCUGUCUGCUCAGGUUGUAGGCAACCAUUUGGCUUCACAAGAAAGAGACACAAUUGUUACAAUUGUGGUCUUGUCCAUUGCCAUGCAUGUAGUUCAAGAAAAGUACUGAAAGCUGCUCUGGCACCAACUCCCGGCAAACCACAUCGUGUAUGCGAUUCAUGCUUCAUGAAACUGAAAACUGCAGAGACCAGCAGCAACAGUUCAUAUCACAAAAGGAAUGUCAAUGCUCGUCGCUCCGUAGAUAGCAAAGACAAGUCAGAGAGGCCAGAGAUAAGGCCUUCCAGGCUUGCAACAGGAUCACCAGCAGAACCACUCAAGCAAGCUGAGAUAAAAGCAGUUCGAAAUGAGAUAAAACCAGAUCCGAUGUCCAUGAUGAAGGCAGGCCAAGUUCCUUCCAUGUUACCUUUUAACAAUCUCGCUUUUGGUGGAACGUUUGGCCCAAGUCUAAAGCCCAUGGCAAUGGCAGCUGCAAUGCCAAUGGCCAUGCCUAUGUCACCGUCUCCUCUCAUGAAGAAGGCAAAUCCACCUGCAGCAGCUCCUCUCUGUGGUAAAAGUGACACUGAUAACUUGAAGAGGACUAAAGAUGGGCUGAAUGAAGAUAUAUCAAAGUUGCAGUCUCAGGUAAACAAAUUGAAACAAAAAUGCGAUGCCCAAGAGGAACAGCUGCAGAAAUCGGAAAGAAAAACUGAAAAUUCUUCCUCUAUAGCUGCAGAAGAGUCUUCGAGGUGUAAUAGUGUCUUGGAGUUCAUUAGGUUUCUUGACAAUGAGCUCAAGAGUAUCGCAGAUAAGGUGCCCGGUGAUACUGCUGACAGCUUAAAAGCCUUGCAAAGUCAAUCAGAGAGAUUUCUUACAGGGCAAGGUAUUCAUCCACUGGAAGUCACUGGUGCCAGUGGACGUGCACAUGCUACAGCGCAUCAGAGGUCAGCAAGCAUGGGAAAUCUGAUGUUGUCUCAGGAUGGAAGCAGUGGAACUGCCAGUAGCUCGGCCACUUCCUUGACGAGUGAAUCUCCAUGCCACCGUAUCAUGGAAAACAGCACGAAAGCUAAUGGUGACUUUGCGCCAAAGCUCGGUACUCACGGAGAAGUGCAACUGAUUGAGCAGUUUGAACCAGGGGUGUAUGUGACACUCAUCCAGCUGAGAGAUGGUACCAAAGUUUUCAAGCGUGUCAGAUUCAGCAAGAGGAGAUUUGCGGAGCAGCAGGCCGAGGAAUGGUGGAGGGAGAACCAGGAGAGAGUCUUCAGGAAAUACAACCAUCCGUCUAACUAGGUUCAUCAGAAACUGUCAUAGAACACAACAUCCCAGCAUUGUGAGGAAAAAAAGUAGGAUCAUCCACCCUUCUGAGCUUAGUUGCAGACGAGGUAUUGGGCGGGAGAGGCAUUGGACAAUGGCGCUCCGAUCGGUGCUUGAAGGAAGUCCAAUCUCUUGCGGCUGUGUUCUGGUGUUAUAGAUUACUGGAUUUAGAUUGCGAACUGGGAAGAUGCAAGACAUAUGUCUUCAUCAUCCCUUUUGUGCUUGCUUUACUGAACAUGGCAGCUGGCAGUUCGUGGUGUCUUUCCUGACAAAGCGACAGGCUGUAGCUUGUUGUGAAACCUUUCU